Colletotrichum graminicola M1.001 is the source of this 1302-nucleotide messenger RNA. Its product is annotated as DEAD/DEAH box helicase. The record is from RefSeq and is a predicted model, not a curated record. Lineage: Eukaryota; Fungi; Ascomycota; Sordariomycetes; Glomerellales; Glomerellaceae. Gene Ontology annotation, molecular function: RNA binding; RNA helicase activity; ATP binding. The coding region runs from base 1 to 1302 and encodes 433 amino acids. The transcript is spliced from 4 exons. Gene Ontology annotation, biological process: mRNA splicing, via spliceosome; mRNA export from nucleus.
AUGUCUGCUGAGGAGGAUCUCAUCGACUACUCCGACGAGGAGCUCCAGACCAACGAGACGGCCGCCGCCUCCAACGGAAAGAAGGCUGACGCCGCCGCUGGCAACAACGUCGACAAGAAGGGCAGCUAUGUCGGCAUCCACUCGACCGGUUUCCGCGACUUCCUCUUGAAGCCCGAGCUUCUCCGCGCUAUUGGCGAUUGCGGUUUCGAGCAUCCUUCGGAGGUCCAACAAACCUGCAUUCCCCAGGCUCUCCUCGGUGGAGACAUCAUCUGCCAGGCCAAGUCCGGUCUCGGAAAGACGGCUGUCUUCGUCCUGACCACCCUUCAACAAGUCGAGCCUGUUCAAGGCGAGGUUUCUGUGUUGGUUAUGUGCCACACUCGUGAGCUUGCCUUCCAGAUUCGUAACGAGUACAACCGCUUCAGCAAGUACAUGCCCGACAUCAAGACUGGCGUCUUCUACGGCGGUACGCCCAUCCAGAAGGAUGUCGAGACCAUCAAGAACAAGGAGACCUGCCCUCACAUCAUCGUGGGCACCCCCGGCCGACUUAACGCCUUGGUCCGCGAUAAGGUCCUUCGCCUUGGCAGCGUCCGCAUCUUCGUCCUCGACGAGUGCGACAAGAUGCUCGACCAGAUUGACAUGCGCCGCGACGUACAGGAGAUUUUCCGCGCCACUCCCACCCAGAAGCAGGUUAUGAUGUUCUCGGCCACCCUGUCCGACGAGAUCAAGCCCAUUUGCCGAAAGUUUAUGCAGAACCCUACCGAGCACUACGUCGACGAGGACACCAAGCUCACCCUGCACGGUCUUCAGCAGUAUUACAUCAAGCUCGAGGAGCGCGAGAAGAACCGCAAGCUCAACGAGCUCCUGGAUGACCUUCAGUUCAACCAGGUCAUCAUUUUCGUCAAGAGCACUCUGCGUGCGACCGAGCUGGAUAAGUUGCUGAGAGAGUGCAACUUCCCCUCCAUCGCCGUCCACUCCGGCGUUAGCCAGGAGGAGCGUAUCCGCCGUUACAAGGAGUUCAAGGAGUUCAACAAGCGCAUCUGCGUUGCCACCGACGUCUUCGGCAGAGGUAUUGAUAUUGAGCGCAUCAACCUGGCCAUCAACUACGACCUGCCCGCCGACGCCGACUCCUACCUGCACAGAGUCGGUCGUGCCGGUCGUUUCGGUACAAAGGGUCUUGCCAUCUCCUUUGUGAGCACCGACCAAGAUCAGGAGGUUCUUAAGUCCAUUGAGAAGCGCUUCGAGGUCGCUCUUCCUGAGUUCCCCAAGGAGGGUAUUGACGCCAGCACCUACAUGGCCUCCUAA